Clupea harengus (Atlantic herring) is the source of this 827-nucleotide messenger RNA. Its product is annotated as NEDD4-binding protein 2-like 1. NCBI's taxonomy places the organism in Eukaryota, Metazoa, Chordata, Actinopteri, Clupeiformes, Clupeidae. The record is from RefSeq and is a predicted model, not a curated record.
CUUGUUUAUUUCCUGUAGCCAAACCACAAAUGAGAAGUCAAUGUCUCUGCAGCAUCAACCUGUUUUAGGCUAACAACACACAUUCAAAAGGGCUGUAACCGUUGGACACACCCCUGUGAUACCACUUAACUCUGAGUACAAACUCACACAACAGAAAUGGGGAAGAAACGUUUGAGAAAGCUGGUCAUUCUCCGAGGUCUGCCUGGAUCAGGAAAGACAGACAAAGCAAAAAAUGGGGAAGAAACGUUUGAGAAAGCUGAUCAUUCUCCGAGGUAUGCCUGGAUCAGGAAAGACAGACAAAGCAAAAGCUCUGUCUGAAAUGUAUGAAGAUGGGGUUAUAGUGAGUACGGAUGAUUACUUUAGAGAUUAUCCGGGUGGCAAUAUAGUCAACUUUGAUACCAGAAAGCUCUGGAAAGCACAUGAAGAGGCACGGGAGAAGGCUUUGGAUGCUAUGAGAAGGAAAAUAAAUCCAGUCAUCAUCGACAACAUCAAUAUAGGCUUUUGGGAGAUGUAUCCUUAUGUUUUAAUGGGUUUUCAUCGUGGAUACUUCAUUGAGUUUGUUCCUAUGAUGGAUUAUACCAUCGAGGAAUUAUACGGGUUUAAUAAAGGAAGGAUCCGUUACGAGAAGUUUGAACAAUGGGAGUCCUCCUACAGGAAUGUCAAACACAUUUAUCAAAUUCUGUAUGAGAAACACUCACUACGCAAAUGGAAGAACAAAAAGGAGAAACUAGAAAACCGUUGGUAACAUGGAAUGGGACAGGAUUACAGGAUAUAAUCUCUUUCCCAAAAUGUAAUAAAGAUAAUCACAUUGUGAUUUACAUAUAGUA